This is a messenger RNA of Nycticebus coucang (slow loris), 1010 nucleotides long. Its product is annotated as proteasome subunit alpha type-6-like. The record is from RefSeq and is a predicted model, not a curated record. The transcript has a single exon. Gene Ontology annotation, biological process: ubiquitin-dependent protein catabolic process. Gene Ontology annotation, cellular component: proteasome core complex, alpha-subunit complex; cytosol; nucleus. NCBI's taxonomy places the organism in Eukaryota, Metazoa, Chordata, Mammalia, Primates, Lorisidae. The coding region runs from base 97 to 837 and encodes 246 amino acids.
CCGGAAGCAGUCGCUGCAACUUCCGGGGGGACUUUUACGCCUGGUGCGAGAGCUCAGGGGCCCGGAUACUGUGCUUGAAGUAGUAGGUGCACCAAAAUGUCCCGUGGAUCCAGCGCCGAUUUUGACCGCCACAUUACCAUUUUUUCACCCGAAGGUCGGCUCUACCAAGUAGAAUAUGCUUUUAAAGCUAUUAACCAAGGUGGCCUUACGUCAGUAGCUGUCAGAGGGAAAGAUUGUGCAGUAAUUGUCACACAGAAGAAAGUACCUGAUAAAUUAUUGGAUUCCAGCACAGUGACUCACUUAUUCAAGAUAACAGAAAACAUUGGCUCUGUGAUGACAAGAAUGACAGCUGACAGCAGAUCCCAGGUACAGAGGGCACGCUAUGAGGCAGCUAAUUGGAAAUACAAGUAUGGCUAUGAGAUUCCCGUGGACAUGCUGUGUAAAAGAAUUGCUGACAUUUCUCAGGUCUACACACAGAAUGCUGAAAUGAGGCCUCUUGGUUGUUGUGUGAUUUUAAUUGGUAUAGAUGAAGAACAAGGCCCUCAGGUGUACAAGUGUGAUCCUGCGGGUUACUACUGUGGGUUUAAAGCCACUGCAGCAGGAGUUAAACAAACUGAGUCAACCAGCUUCCUUGAAAAAAAAGUGAAGAAGAAAUUUGAUUGGACAUUUGAACAGACAGUGGAAACUGCGAUUACAUGCCUGUCUACUGUUCUGUCAAUUAAUUUCAAACCUUCAGAAAUAGAAGUUGGAGUAGUUACAGUUGAAAAUCCUAAAUUCAGGAUUCUUACAGAAGCAGAGAUUGAUGCUCACCUUGUUGCUCUAGCAGAGAGAGAUUAAGCAUUAUUAGUUUACCAAAUCUGUGAUGCCACCUGUCUACGUGUUUGGAACCAACAGACCAACAUUGUGGAGGCCCUUGGACUGAGAAAGGAACCUCUCCCAAUCCUCCUCCUGCUAGGAGUGGUUAGGGAUCACUAUCACUUGCUGGAUAAAUAAAAGCAAUCCUUUUGGAA